AUGCAGGCCGGCCUCCCUCAUACUGAUGCCUUUGUCAGUCUUGCUCUCCUCGAUGGCGGCAGCUUUCUAGGAGAUCUGAGCCGCCUGCAUGCUGGUGAGAGCGGCACAUUUCGCAUGUACAACUGGGCGUUUUACAUCUCGCACCAGGGAAGACACAUACUUUGGGAUCUUGGGUUGGAUGAGGACCGAAGUUGUUAUACCCCUUGGGUCAACAAGUUCAUGUUGGAUAUCGUAAAUCACGUCGGACCAAGGAGGACUAUCGUUCAGCAGUUGGCGCAAAGAGGUGUGGCUGCGGAAGAUGUCAAUACUGUCUUGUUCAGCCACGCUCAUUGGGAUCAUUCGAGGCCCAUCAGCGAUUUAUUUCCAAAUGCGAUGGCGUACUUUGGUCCCGGCACGAGAGCAGCAUGUCAGCCAGGACAUAUGAGAGAUCCAAGCCUACAGUGGGACGGCCGCUUCUUCGACCCGGAGAACUCGACAGAAAAAUGGGAUGAGCUACACGGCGUGUGGAAGCCCUUUGGCCCGUUCGAAAGAGCACUGGACUACUUCGGAGAUGGCAGUUUCUGGAUCCUCGAUGCACCUGGCCAUAUGCCUGGUAACUUGGCUGCUGCUGCAAGGCUGCAAGAUGGCGAGUGGGUAAUACUUGGCAGCGAUUGCUGUCAUUCGCGGGAUUUGCUGGACGGCACGCGAACAAUUGCGGAGUUCCAAGGCCCAGGGGCAGUGAGCAUGUCACUGCAUACAGACCUUUCUUCAGCGAAAGAAACUAUCGCUAAGAUAGGACUGCUUGAAACCAAUUUUGGUGCUCAUACAGCGCUUGCACACGAUGCUAGCUGGCUGAAGAAGGGCACGGACCAGGUGCUCAUGUCGCUGCUGGACGACGAGAUGCGAGUUGCAGCCCAGGAAAAGAUACCGUAUGAUGAGAUACCGUAG
Molecule: messenger RNA, 927 nt
Organism: Alternaria triticimaculans
Lineage: Eukaryota; Fungi; Ascomycota; Dothideomycetes; Pleosporales; Pleosporaceae
Exons: 5
Coding region: 1-927 (308 amino acids)
Source: RefSeq, a predicted model, not a curated record